Messenger RNA from Ascoidea rubescens DSM 1968, 591 nucleotides. RefSeq names its product Rho family protein. Gene Ontology annotation, biological process: small GTPase-mediated signal transduction. The annotation marks the transcript as partial. The transcript has a single exon. Lineage: Eukaryota; Fungi; Ascomycota; Saccharomycetes; Ascoideales; Ascoideaceae. Gene Ontology annotation, molecular function: GTP binding; GTPase activity. The record is from RefSeq and is a predicted model, not a curated record.
AUGUCCAAUACAAUUGACCAAAAACUAAUAGUUAUUGGGGAUGAAUAUUCUGGUAAAACCUGCUGUUUAAAAUUCCUCACUGAAAAUCAUUUUCUAUCGACUUAUGAUCCUACUGUAUUCAAUCAAAUCUCUAAAGAGAUCCUCAUUAAAAAUGAAGAUGGUACUGGAAAUGACUUGACAGUAAAUCUAAAUAUAUGGGAUACUGCUGGCCAAAACAAUUUUGAUAACUUAAGACAGUUGGCUUAUAAAGAUUCCAAUAUAGUUCUACUAUUUUUUUCAAUCGAUAAUCCAAGCUCUUUUAAAAAUAUCUCAAAACGUUGGAUUCCUGAAUUAGUUUCGAAUUUAGAAUCAAAUUUGAUCUCAAAUAUCCCAAUCCUAAUCGUUGGUUGCAAAAAAGAUUUAAGAGAUUCAAUUUCACGCAAUGGUUACGAUGAUAAUUCACCUGAGUAUUUCGAUCUCUUUUUUAAAAAAUUAGCAAAAGAUAACUCAAAUUUAAAUAUCAUAAGCUAUACCGAAUGUUCAAGUUUAACUGGUGAAAAUAUCGAUAAAUUAUUUUACCAGGCUACUAUACAAUCGUUAAAUUCAAAUAAA